Messenger RNA from Bursaphelenchus okinawaensis, 1952 nucleotides. The record is from the annotation of a GenBank genome assembly. Lineage: Eukaryota; Metazoa; Nematoda; Chromadorea; Rhabditida; Aphelenchoididae.
AUGGAGCCCUUUGACCAGCCCGAGAUUGAUCGGGUUUCGUUUGAGGUUAGUACAAUAUUUUUCAAUGCUUUUUGGGUUUAGGACACUACUUUUGAUAUAGUGAAGGCCAUAGUCUCACUAGUAAUAGCAUAGAAUAAAGAUUAUGGCCAGUACAUGAUGUUAUACUAGGUUGUAUUUUGACUUUUUGCCAUUUUUUAUUAGAAUCUUACUCAAAUUCUAAAUUAUUUUCUAAAAUUAAAAGUAAUUCGAGUAUACUACCUAAAACAAAAAAAACCAAACUUUACCACACCUAAAACAAUUUAAAACUUUGUUUUGCUGACGCAACCCAUGAGUAAUAUCGGUUUAAUUCAAGGACUCGGAGCGCUUCGAAGACGAUUCCAUCAGCUCGUUUCAGUCGGAAAACGAGUCGUUGAACCAGAAAUGGAGCGAAUGGAACCUCAGCGGAUCAGGUGAGGGUGUUUCUGAUAAUAAUGACGUCGCUCGCCGGUAGCGAACGAAUUUGUUUGUUAAUGAAUCACAAACAGGUCAUCAACAUGCACUUGACAUUCAUUAGAACUCAAUUAAGUUUGUCAUAGGGUUUUAGGGGUUUUUUGGAUUAAGUUAGUGUUAAAAAAAGCUGGUUUAGGCUAGCCUAUUAUCUUAAAACAAAACAUUAGCAUAAUUUUUUUUGUUUAUAGAAGGAAAUUAAGCUUAAAGACGUAAAGAUAAGUUAUGUUGACUGUAAAAACUUAUAGUUAUCAUCACUUUAAGACUAAUGUCUAAAUAUUGAACUUGUAGAUCUCCCCGGCCCGUCCACGUCAAACAGAAGGCGUGGAUUCCGAAGAGGUAGGUUUUUUCUUUUAUUUCUUUUUCAAUCUUUAGAAAAAAAUGUCAUCAAUUAUUGGCUUUACGACACUAUACAUACCUCUAAAACAAUCUACAAUCAAAAAUAUUCCAAUAAGACUUACAAACUUCAUUACAGGAAUGACAAUCCCCUCAUUACGUGAAAUUUGCGCCAAAAAGGUGGCGACAAGUCUAACCUUCGAAGAGAUCGAAACAGUGUACCAAUCUUUGCAUCGCAAUACAGUACCAUUUCCAAUUUUAAAACAAGUCUACGAGUUCUGUUUUCCCGCACAUCCAGAAAAUAUAAAAACGUAUAGUUUCAUCACGAAUGGGUCAACACAAAACUUUGAAGCGGGCUACAAGUUGUUCAACGGUAACGCGGUUUACAAUGUGUUUCAAAUCGGGUAUCACAUCUCAGCACAUGUCAGUGAUCUGGAGACGACAGGAUUGGAAAAGUCGAGAGAUAAGGGCAUCAUGCCUUGUCAGAAGGUGUCGGUUAGGGUUGAUCGGUAAGGAUUUUAGGGGGUGAUUUUCGGGAAAAUAUUGAAAAAAUUUUAUUUUGAAGGUUUUGUAGUUUUUUUACAAUUUGAUUUUAAGUAAAAAACACCCUUUCAGAUGCCGAAUAGUAUCAUGUAUAUGUUCAUGCUCAUCAUCAGCAGCGUGGUGUAAACACAUUAUUGCCGUUUGUCUGUACCGUAUCAUAAAUGCCGACAAAAUACAGUAUCGAUCACCGAUUUGGGACUCGAUUGCCGUUUUGGGUGAUAUGCAAUUGAAAAAGUUCGCUCAAUAUUUCAUCAACGAGUCGCCGGCUGAGGUAGGUGAAUAUUGUAUUAAGGGCAGUCAAAUUUAGGGAUUUCAGACAAAAAAAUUUUUUUUAGAAUUUUUAAGAAACUAAAUGUAUAGGCUACCUUUAUACCUUUACCCUGUUUCAGUUCAUUGUAAUUGCCCAAAAACUUCUCGACCAGCUAGCGGUCGAAAAGUCCGAAAUCAACCAGACAAUGGGAGCUCCGGACCCAACGGCCGGCGGCGAUUCCGACUAUUCAAAUUGGUUUUUGGAUGAGAAACAGUUACACGAAAAUAUCAGGAAGAUCCUUAUCAGCUUCGUCAAACCCGUCCCUACCGUGUGGUAA